Molecule: messenger RNA, 2166 nt
Organism: Lodderomyces jiufengensis
Lineage: Eukaryota; Fungi; Ascomycota; Pichiomycetes; Serinales; Debaryomycetaceae
Gene: RIM13
Product: Rim13p
Exons: 1
Coding region: 1-2166 (721 amino acids)
Biological process (GO): proteolysis
Molecular function (GO): calcium-dependent cysteine-type endopeptidase activity
Source: RefSeq, a predicted model, not a curated record
AUGUCAUUGAAUCAAUUCUUGAACCAUUUAGAACAAAGUUAUGUAUACAAUGCUAUAGCUGACAAAUCCAAAGCCAAAUCAGAAGCAAUUUCUGCAAUUAAGAUACUAAAUCAAUUAGCUAAAACUAACAAAAACUCAACAGCUUUGAAAUCAUUAUCACAAUUUAUAUUAAAUUAUUAUGAAAGUCUAAAUCAAAAUAUAGCAUUAUCUGAAAAACUACUAUGGUUAUCAUCCAAGCUAGUUGUUGAUGGAGUUUUCUAUUAUCCUUUAGUUGAAUUUGAUACAAAUUUGGACUCUCGUAAUGUGAUAUUUUUUGACAAGAACAUUACGUUUCAAGACAAAGAUUCGUCGCUAACAACUUUACCAAAUGAUAUUAGUUUCAAUUUCAAACCAAUAGAAAGCAAUAAUUGGAGUGAUGAGAAGCUGAAUUUGAUGAACUUAUACCAAGAUUUAUUAGCAAAUUGUUCAUUCGUUUCCUCAUUUUUGGCGUUAGUUGCAGUUAAUCACCACAUUAUUUCAAUUAUAUCACCCCAUACUCCAUCAUCAUGUUGCAAAAUUACAUUAACUUUUAAUGGUUGUCGAAGAGUUGUUGAGAUUGAUAAUAGACUACCUUUGCUGCCUGAUUCUGAUCGUAAUUUGAUUUUAAAGUCUUUCAGUGAUUCAGAAUUGUACUGGCCAGCUUUCAUCGAAAAAGCUUAUUUGAAAGUGAUGGGUUAUGGAUAUUUAUUUAAAGGAUCAAAUAUGGCCAAUGAUACGUAUUUGUUGAGUGGAUGGAUACCAGAAAUUAUAAAAUUGAAAGAUGGGUCAAAAAUUAAAGAUUUUAAAGAUUUAUGGUAUUUGAAUCAAAAGGGAUUAGUCACGUUGGGUUUAGGUACUGGUAAAUUAAGUGAAACUAUUAGUAGUCAGUUAGGUUUGAUAGGUCAGCAUGAUUACCUAAUAGAAGAAUUUAACGAAGAUAGUAUAACUUUAAAAAAUCCGUGGGUUCAAGAUAAUUUAGCUUCAAGAAAUUUAAAAAUUGAUAACUUAGUCCAUUUUGGAUAUCUUUAUAUUAAUUGGAAACCUAAAAGCAAUAUUAACAAAUAUCAAGAGAAUUUUCUUUAUGUCAAGAAGGAACAAAUGAGUAUCAUUGAUGAGACCCAAUAUAGUGUAUCAUGUGAAAAAGAGACUUGGGUUUUAAUUGAGAGACAUUUACCGGUAAAUCAUGAUUUUUGGAUGAGGAUUAAUGUUUACUGUUCCAGUAACAAAGUCAUUUCACCAAUACAACAAAAGGAAUAUUCAAUGAUUGAGACAAAUAACAGACUUCAGUUAGUCAAACUAGAUCCAGGUUCAUAUACUAUACUCAUAUCAGCUAAUGAGUCAGCAAAAUUUUCAAUUAUUUCAUAUGGUUCAAUAAUUAUCAAGCUGACUUACUCUUAUGAUCAUUUACAAUUAAUUACAGGAGAAUGGGAUUCUGACAGUUGUGGUGGGAAUUGGAAAAUGUCAUCGUACAUUGAAAAUCCACAAUAUGAUUUGGUGGUGAAUGACCAAACUGAAUUAACAUUAAGUUUAUAUUCUCAACUACCGAUCAAUUUCCACUUAUUCCACUCGGAUAAAUCACAUGAAGGAUUUAGAAUAAGAACAUUUGAUCAUUCAAAAUUAAUACUGGAUGAAAAAUAUAAUUUGUUUUUUCAAUCAACUAAGCUUAUAUUAAGUCAGGGAUCAUAUAAAUUAGUUGUUUCAAACUUUGAUUGUCAAUUAGGACAAUAUAAAUUUUUGAUAAAUUCUUCCAAUGCAGUUACCUGCAAUAAAACACCGACCAAAUUGUCAUUGUUUAAUACUACAAGAACGUUUCUAUGGAACAAUACAAAUAGACAUAAGUUAUAUUUCACAACAGAUAAUCUAAACACUUCAAUAAUAUUCAAAAUAAAUCAUUUUAAUGAUCCGAAUGUUGAUUUCAAUAUAUGUACCGAUUAUAGACCAGCAAUGCGAGCUUCAGUAUUCAAUGGCUUAACAAAGCAACCAAUCUUAAUUAAUGAGGAAUUUAAUAAUGAUAUACUAUAUGGAUUAUUUGUUGAUUUGAAGCUAGAAAAUGUUGGUGAGUAUAUUUUGUUGAUUGAAAGAUUUGAAUCUGGGAUUGGUAAAUGUGUUGUUGAGAUUGCUAGUGAUAAAAAAGUUACAGUUACAUAA